Molecule: messenger RNA, 1346 nt
Organism: Lactuca virosa
Lineage: Eukaryota; Viridiplantae; Streptophyta; Magnoliopsida; Asterales; Asteraceae
Source: the annotation of a GenBank genome assembly
CUUCAAUCGGACAAAAACCCUUGCCUGCUGUGGUGCUGCUCCUAAUCCGUUGCUUGCUUCAAAAUCGUCGUCUGAAUUUCCAUGGAGAUUACGCAUAAUUACUUCUGAAAGAACAUACAGCGUUCUUCCAUUCUCAUUCUCUUCAUUCUUCAGCCCUUGUGAUAAAAUUCAGCUCUUUUUAUAAAAGAAGAUGAAUUUAUCUGGAUUAACCGGAAGCCCCACAAAGUAUCGGUUCCACCUCCAUUCAAGAGGUCCAGCUUUACCAUGUAAGCACACUCCAGUUUUCCAAGAUCAUGGUAAACGUAAAGAGUUCAUUUGUCUUGAAAGACGAAAUAAUUGGUCUGGUUCUUCACAAAGAUACACCCCAAGAAGAACUCCUUUGGUAAAAUCUGCCAUGGAUGCUUCUUUUGGUGAUGCUAGAGAUGAAUCAUCCGUUAUCUUUCCUAGAAUCAACAUAAAGGAUCCAUAUAAAAGACUUGGAAUCAGCAAAGAAGCUUCUGAAGAUGAAAUCCAAAGUGCUAGAAACUUCUUGGUUCAAAAAUACGCAGGUCACAAACCAAGUGUUGAUGCAAUCGAAUCUGCACAUGACAAAAUCAUUAUGCAGAAAUUUUACGAGAGAAAAAACCCUAAAAUCAAUGUCAAGAAAAAGAUGAGGGAAGUAAGUCAGUCUCGUGUAGUCCAGACUAUCACAAGCAGGUUUAGAACCCCAGCUACCAAUUUCAUCAUCAAAACAUCCAUAGCCUUUUUGAUACUUGCAGCUCUUACAAUCAUCUUUCCAACUGAAGAAGGGCCCACUCUUCAAGUAGCCAUAUCACUCAUUACCACAAUAUAUUUCAUACAUGAUCGCCUCAAGAGCAAACUCAGAGCUUUUCUUUAUGGGGUUGGGACUUUUAUCGUUUCAUGGCUGUUGGGAACAUUCUUGAUGGUGUCUGUAAUUCCACCAAUACUCAAAGGGCCAAGGAAUUUAGAAGUGACAACUUCAUUGGUAACUUAUGUGCUUUUGUGGGUUUCUUCUACUUAUCUUAAAUAGAGUCAACUGAGUGAGUGAAGUUCAAAAUUUUGGUCAUAAGAAUUAAGAAGGUGGUAGAUUUGUUGGAGAGGUCAAAAUUUCGGGGUAGUUUUUUGCCAUUUAAUGUGUUGUAUCAAGGGUUCUCAUAAUAACAUUACUUUUGUCAUGUGACUUGUUUAUUUGAGCCUUUUUGUUGGGGCAAGUAUCGUGUGGCCUUAGAACAGAGGAUUUAAAUGAUUUUGUUAUGUCCCUAAGCUUAUAGUGUCAAAUUCAUGUUCAGAAAAAAGUAACAAUUUCAUUACCAUUAUGAUUGAAGAGUUAUGUGGAUUCAAAGGCU